AUGAACGCUCCCGAUCGUUACGAGCGAUUCGUCGUUCCUGAGGGCACCAAGAAGGUUUCGUACGAGAGGGACACGAAGAUCAUAAAUGCGGCUUCAUUCACAAUCGAGAGAGAAGACCACACCAUCGGAAACAUUGUUCGCAUGCAAUUGCACAGGGACAAGAAUGUCCUCUUCGCUGGUUACAAGUUGCCUCACCCUCUUCAAUACAAAAUCAUAGUCAGGGUCAGUAUUUUUGAAUCUCUUUUUUCAUGGUAG
This is a messenger RNA of Ilex paraguariensis (yerba mate), 255 nucleotides long. NCBI's taxonomy places the organism in Eukaryota, Viridiplantae, Streptophyta, Magnoliopsida, Aquifoliales, Aquifoliaceae. The record is from the annotation of a GenBank genome assembly.